Molecule: messenger RNA, 3897 nt
Organism: Corythoichthys intestinalis (scribbled pipefish)
Lineage: Eukaryota; Metazoa; Chordata; Actinopteri; Syngnathiformes; Syngnathidae
Gene: wipf1b
Product: WAS/WASL interacting protein family, member 1b
Exons: 9
Coding region: 1184-2788 (534 amino acids)
Molecular function (GO): actin binding
Source: RefSeq, a predicted model, not a curated record
AGGAAACAAACGUAAUGCACGAAAAACGUACAGAAUUUGAACGUACGUACGGCGUACACAUUUAAAAAUCAGUGCUCACUUGUACAAAUUACGCCGAGACCGUACAACUUGACAGGUAUGAAUUAUAGUGGACCGUCACAGUUAGAUAGUAGCACUCUGUAGCAUGGGACGUCCAGCUAUCAGUGGUCACGGCGAAACUAUGUGCUUUAGCGAAGUCAUCUUCGAUGGCUUUGCGUGCCAUUUCCUAAAUGUCGGGGAAUACGUUGUUGGAGGAAUAUAUCCGCGAGCGAAAAAUGUAACGCGGGUCAAGCGUUGCAAAUAAAUUAACGAAGCCCGCCGUGUGUUUUCACUGGUGUCAUCCCCGGGGUUGUCCUGCUCUGAGCAAGUGAUAUCUGUGGGUGAUGCCGGCUGAGGUGCCGGAGUCAUGUCAUAAGUGUUGCCAUUAACAUAGGGAACAAGCGCUGAGCAAUGCUUGCAAAUUGUUUUUUUAUUUUUUUUUUAUUUUUAAUAUUUUCUCUCCCUCCUAUUUUCUCUCCCUCUGCAUUGUAGUCCACGGGGAAACCGAAAUGUUGCCACACAGCAGAUUUGAAAGAAGCCAGUGCUACCUCAAAAUUCGGUCUCUCCACUCCUCCGCUCGCCAUAGCUUUUUGUUUUCUUUCUUGUUUCACUUUCACUUCGCUCGUAAGCGAGAGAGGGUGUUACUCGGCUUCUAUUACACAGGUGCUUGACAGCGAUCGGACAUGUACUUUCGGCAGGGCGGGAAUUUCUCCACAGCUGUGCUUCACGUCACACACAGGCACACAGAGCUCGACCAAUUCAUUACACAAGCGUUCGGAAAAAAUUAAUUGCAAAACCGAAAAGGCGCGGUUCAUAAAGGCGUAUUGAACCGUACAGGGCGAACUGUACGGUUCGGCUUUGAACCGCAAACCGUUGCACUCCUAGUAUAUAUACAGUACAUACACAGUUUAUUUUUAAAAGACACAUAGACAAGACAGUGGGCGUUGUUUAGGGCAAGGCUUUUGAUUGGAUGCUGCCAAUGAUGAAAAGUCAAACAACUAAACGAAAAGUGCACAUAAAAGACCACUGCUGGAUCAAUGUUGGCUCAACUGGGCAAGUCCACGUGUGCGACAAGUUGUCGGUAGUAAUUGUAUGAGCAAAAGUGAAACCAAUCAGAUUGUAAAGUAUGAUGGCAGAUGUCAAAUGGUGGCGCCUGCGAUUUUCGCAGAAUAAUGCGUGCAAAGUCGAGCGCAGACAGCCUAAACCUAAAGAGAUGCCUGCCCCACCUCCGCCGCCUCCGCCCCCGGGAGCCCCACCUCCUCCCACGCUGGCACUUGCGAACACGGAGAGACCGAGUCGUGGAGAACAAAAGGGACGCAACGCGCUGUUGUCUGAUAUCUGUAAAGGAGCCAAACUAAAAAAGACUGUCACCAAUGAUCGCAGUGGACCUCAGCUGGACAAACCCAAAGGAGGAGGGGGAAGUGCAGGUUCAGGAGGAGGUUCAGGUUCAGGAGGAGGUGGUGGAGGAUUUGGUGGCGGUGGUUCUCCUGCUGGCUUAGGAGGCCUAUUUGCAGGCGGGAUGCCAAAACUGCGCUCAGCAGGCAACCGAGAUUCAAAUGACUCAGGAUCUAGCAGAGGACCAGCGCUCCCACAAAAUCGCUUCGGUGGGGGCCCUAGUCCUUUCGGGGUAGCAUCUGCUGGUCCUCCAAAGCUCCCAGGUACGCCCUCUGCAGCCCGUGGCGGGGUUCCUGAUAUUCCCAAGAACCGCGUAAACAUAUCAAGGCAAGACACUCCUGGGGGUGGCCCACCCCCUAUCCCUAACACGCCCCGGCCCAACCAGAACUUCAGUCCUCGAGGGGGACACCCCCCUCCGUCACUCAAUGUAGGACCAAGAUCUAACCCUUCGUCUGGACCGCCACCACCAAGUCUUCCUCCGGGGCGGCACGGGCCCCUGCCUCCGCCUCCAGGCGGCUCCUCAAGACCAAGCUUCUCCUCGCCUCCAAAUAAUAGCCGACCGCCCUUACCCCCGGUUCCCGGGGGGCGGCCCCCGCUUCCUGACGACCGGCCCCCUCCCCCGCCAGCCCAGAUCGGAGGGCACCGACCCUCCAUGCCUCGAGACACGCCCCCACCACCACCUCCCGCAGUCAACACCAAACCACCAUCUUCUAUCUCCUCUCGCUCUGGUGGGGGGGCACCCCCUCUUCCACCAGGGCGACCGGGCCCGCCUCCACUACCACCGACACCUGCUGUGGGGGACCAGCACUGCACACCUCGUCUACCGCAGAGGAACACUUCACUCAGCACUAGUGCCUCUUCACCACAUAUCCGCACCGGACCCCUCCCUCCUCCACCCAAUGAGAGACCACCAUCUUUUGGAAGAAGCCAAUCGUCAGGCCGCACAGGCCCCCUACCCCCGCCUCCUCCGUCAGGCCGUAACAUGGGCGGCAUCGGCGCAAGGUCAUCGCCAGCACAUUCAUCUAUUAACCGGUCGGGCUCAGAUUCUCCACGUGGUGGGCCCGGAAUUAGGCCCCCUCUACCUCCUGACAGACCUGGGACGGGACCGGGUGGUGCCCCUCUGCCGCCAUCCAUGGGCAAUGGCUUUCAGAACUCGCACCACAAUCAGAUACAUGACGAUUGGGAGGCUCGCUUCAAUUUCCAUCCUGUCUCGGACCUGCCGCCGCCAGAACCAUACCAGCACUUCCACAAGACGUACCCCAGCAAGAUCAGCAAGAAUGACGGCUUAGGUUCAGGUAAAAAGGAAAGAGGGGCUCCUCCUCCCAUUCCCAGGUGAAGAAGAUCUGCAAAGCACAUACCAAAAGACCAGUGUAAAGAUUGAAAAAAAAACAUCUAUAUUGAAUUUUAGUGUUCCUCAAGCACAAGUUUUCCUCUUGCUUUCCCCUUAAUUUAAUUGAUCAUCCCUGACAAAAUCCACACUUGUGUGAGGUUCAUAGCACAAAAUGAAUGUCACUCGCAGUCAAUCAGCUUCCUCAGGGCAUUUGUUGUUUGUGUUUUUAAGGAUCGAAUGUCUAAGGUUUUGUGCCUUAUGGAGAAAGCCAGGGAUUCAUUCCCCCUUAGUGCCUUAAGGUAUAUUAAUUGCCUUGUUGUGGUUGCUGGAGUAUUCAUUCUAAAUAUCAAGAAGAAUGUGUGUGAAUGGGGAAAUGCAAUGUCCAAUUUUUCCCACAGCCACGCGUGCCUAUACAGUAUAUUUACCUAUUUUUGUGUGUUUCUCAAUGGUACUAUUUUUUCUCAUUUUCACCAGAGCACACACUCAUUGCACUCAGCUGCAACAACAGCACUGAUGUAUUUUCAUUUGUUAAAAAUGCCUUGUUCUAAGAUGAAGGUCCUGUGUAUAUAUAUGUAUCUUUUCGGUUAACGCAGGUGGUAAAGUUGUUCUUACAGAAACUGUGCAGUAUUACGUGUUUCUAUUUUGUGUGUGUGUGUCUUACAACAUUUAUUAAUAAUACGAGUGGAGUCAAAGACAAUCAAAUGGAAUAAAAGGAGCUGAUAGGUUUGUACUCUACUUUGGCUGAUGUGUAAUUCUUUAAAACAAAUUUUUGGCAACAUGUGUAACAAUCCAAAAGAGUUCACUCAUUACCAGCAUUGACAGUGAUAGACAUGGGUGUGGUAGAGGAAGCAAAAGUGGACCUGAUUAGUACCCAGGCCCGAGGAGAAAAUCCUGAUUUUUAUUUAUGUAUUUUAUUUACUUUUUUCAUAAAUGAUUUUACUUUCAAAUUAGAACCUCUAAUAAAUUGAUGUCAUAAAUCAUAGUUCAUUUCAAAUACAGUUGAUAAUGAUAACUAUUAUUAUAAUAAUAUUUUUAUUAACUAUUACUACGAUAACUCUAUUGCAUUUCUAUAAACUAGCUCCGUCUGCUAUUCCUAUUAGCAGUCCUGGUGCAUC